CUUUUGAACUUCCUUACCUGCAGAGAAAAAGAUAAAACUCAAUAAUGCUGCUCACCACUCGGAAUGUGGUGUGUUUUGCUCUUCAUAGUUGUUUCUAAACUAGUUCUUUUAGUCCACGAAGCAAUAACAAACACUCAAUUUCAGUCAGCACUGAACACCAAAACCAUGGACGACUCGGUGCCGAAUGUUGCUGAGCUGGAGGAUCAGUUCGCGGCUCAGCAGAGCAUGAUUGAGCAAAUGCGGGACACACUGCUGCAAAGGGAACAAACCGCUUCCUCGAACGAGAAAAAAGUACAGGACUACGCCGCAACUCUUUCCCGAAUCAGAUCUUCCCACCGUCCCAGCAAGAAAAAGGAAGACAACAAGAGUUUGAUGGCCCUGGAUAUUACCCCUGAAAAAGGGCCGAGCAGCAAGAUGACUCUGCUCAGGAAGCAGAUGGAGGAGAACAGGGCGAUUUUGGAGCAGCGAGGCAAGCUGAUCAACGAGCACAAGCAGAGUGUCGAGGGAAUGGUGGAGUUGCUCAGCGCCCAGCUGACAGAGAAAGACUUGGCCUUGGAGGAAGUUAGACGCACCAGGGAUGCGCAAGAAAACCGGCCGAUGAUAAACCCGACUUCGGAAGAGGGUAGAGAGCUGUACGCUCAUGUUAUGGAGAGAGACAACAAAAUCAUCGAGUUAAAUAACAAGAUAUUGGAGCUGGAAAGAAGCAUAAUGGAUUAUGAGGAAACGCUCAGAGAGAAAGAGUCCGUGCUCGAAGCGAGGACCAGAGCUGUCGCUUUGGUGCAGGAGGACUUAGGCCACAAGCAUUCUAUUGCUGUUCACCAGUUGGAGGACGCGCUCAAGGAGGUUGCCGAGUUGAAGGCUGUUUUGGCCACGCAGGAGGAACAAUUGAAGCAGGAGAAACUUCGCCUUGCAGAGAAUUUGGCCGCAAAGGAGCAAAGACUGUCGCAACUAGAGACAAUUCGUUUCGAUUUGUGCACCCGCAAUGCAGAGUUGCAGCACAAAAUCGUAGCUUUGCAAACAAAGAGUCACGAAGUUCUCUCCCAAGGCCUUCCGCAGGACAAAGAGCGAAUCGAGGAAUUGGAGGCCAAGAUUGAAGAAAUUUCUGCCAGUGCUGCGGAGGAAGUAAAUGCCCUUAAAUCCAAGCUUGAAGACAGUGCCAAGCUCUUGACCAAAGCCAAAGUUGCAUACGCGAAGAAACUUAAGAAUUUGGAGCAGAAGCUGCAGCAAAGUGGCAACGUUCAAGAGUUGGAGCAAAAGGUUGCAGAGCUCGAAGAGGAAAAGGGAAAUUUGCAGUUACUUCUAGUCGACUUUGAAGAAAUAAAAGCUUCCGAAAUGUUGUUGAGAGAGAAGGUUAGUGAACUGGAAGCACUUACGGCCCAACAAAUGUCUACGCUUGAAGUUCAAUCAAAAAAUUUGAGGGAACUAGAAGAAACAAAUGCGACUAAUUAUGCAGAGCUGCAACAAUUGCGUGCAUCUGAGGCUGAGCUCCAAACCGAGCUGGAAGCGGCCAAAACGAUGGUGCAGGACAGCGAAUGCACGGCCGUGCGGGCCAAUAUGAAAACAGUUGAACUGGAGGAGCGGCUAGAGCAGGCUGAAAAGGCGUACAAGCAGCUAACGGCCGAGGUGGAGAGCCUGGUUGCCCAAAAAGUGACAAACAGCUCCCAAGAGUUGCAAGAUGUCGUGGACGCUGCAUCAAGAGAGAAAUCUGCAUUGUGUGAUGAGAUCGAGCGGCUGGAACAAGAGCGUUCUGCUCAAGAAAUGAUUUAUAAAGAAGCCUCAGAAGCCCUGGCGCGCGUGCAGCAGACGCUGGCGCUCAAGGCCACGGAGCACGAGGCCGAAGUCGAGUCUCUGCAGGCCCAGAUCGCCGCCAAGGAGCAGCGGGCGAGCCAGCUGGAGGAGCGGAUCGCCGUCCUGACUGAGGAGUCGCAGCAGAGCCUCGCUCAGCUGAACCAGAGUCUGGGUGAAGCGCAGCAGGUGCAGGAGGCGCUGGCCAGGGCAAACUCCGUUGUCACGGAGGAGGAGGGCCGAAUCGCCAUGGCGGACCAACAGAUCGCGUCCUUGGAGAUGCAGAUAAGUGAUCUGCGUCGAGAGCUGGAACAGAGCAGGCAGUACCAGGAGCAGGAGUCGCAGGCCAGGAGUUACGCGCAGGAGGAGGUGCGCCAGCUCAGGGCGAGGCUUGAGGAGAGCGCUGUGCAGCUCGAGAGCGCGUCGGAAACGCUGUCGCAGCUGGAAAGUUUGCGACAGGAGCACGACAAACUUCAAAGAAGGUAUGCCGAUGAAACUACCUCUCUGAAGUCACGCUUGGAGCAGGCCGAAGAUGAGGCGUCCGCGUCUGCCUCCCAGGCUGGACAGAACCACAAAGACCACCAAGCGGCCAUGGAGAGUUGGAAUAAAGAGAUGCAGUUCUUGAAAGAACACAUCACCGGCCUAGAAUCUGCCAACAAUGAGCUCUACGAGCAGAUCGAGAACUUGGGCCUAGAAAAGGAGAGUGUUCAGUCAGAGUUGUGGAGCUUGCAAGAGGAACUGAGCAAUCUGAAGCAGUCCACGGAAAAUAUUCAAGAUGAGACCCUGAGGUCAUUAAAUGCUGAAAAGGAGAACCUGAACCAACAAAUCCAAGUUCAUGUUGCCCAAAUAAAUGAGCUCCAGUCUUUCAUCGACACUCAGAAAUCAGAACUUGAGAGUUAUCAAUCGUCUGUGACCUUGCUGACUAGGGAUCUUGAGGAUCGAAAGGCUGUGGAUGGCAGUCGGGAACAAGCCUUAGAGGAGUUCAGAGCUAAAUUACAAUCUUUGGAGGUGGAUUUGAAGACAUCUUCUGAAGAAAAAGAGCAGUUGCUCAAACAGAAUGGAGACCUGCAUGCUCAGUUGCUCUCUCACCAAAACCAACAAAAUGCCAUGGAAGGCAUGAACGCACAUAUGGCGAGUGUUUCAAAUGAGCUUGAGCAACUCAGGUGGACAGUCGGGGAAAAGGACCAAGCACUCCAGAUGAUCGGCCAGCAAGUUGCUAGUUACGAAAAUCACUGCAUUGAGUUGAACUCUCACAUUAAAAAAAUGGAAGAGAGCCUCGCCCAGAGCAACGCGAGCAAGGAGCAACUUCAGAAAAACUUAAAUGAGAGCCAGUUUUUGAUAACUCAAAUCCAGACGGACCAGCAGAGAAAAGAGGUGGAAAUCCAUUCCAAACUCUCUGAGCUCGAGUCGAUCAACAACAACCUCCAGGAGUGUUUAGAGCAAGAGAAGAAAAGCCAUGAGGCGCAAGUUGCCAGUCUCAUGCUCCAAGUUGGACAGUUGACCGAGCAAUUAAAUGAAGCUCAGCAAUUAAACAAGUCUUCCAUUAUCACUGACGAGGUUACGUGGGGAGAAGACGCUUGGCAAGAGCCAGUGCACCAACCUUUUGCCCCCACGGAAAAUUCCAAUGCCUACUUGGUGGCCGAGCUGCAGAAGCAGUUGCAGGAGGCGGAGGAGGUGCAGGCAAAGCUCACUGAAGACUUGCGUGCGUCGCAAAUCCGAUGUGGCAAGGCGCUCAAGCAGCUCAAGUUGAUGAAGGAGCAAAAGAAGCCUGCGUCUGACCUUGACAAGGUGAUGGAAGAGGAACUUCAGUCGCAAAUUGCUGCCUUGCAAAAGGAAUUAUCUGAAACGCAAGCUGAGCGUUCUGUUUUGGCGGCAAAGACUGAAACUUUGAAGGACGCAAACCUCAGGCUCAGUGAGUCAAAGAAGCAUUUGGACGGCGAGAUCGAGCGCCUGAAAGCCGAGCGGCUGGCCCUGGAACAAGAAGCUGCCGACUGGAGCCAGGAUGACAGGGUGGAGACGCUCGAAAGACAGUUGCAAGACAUGUACUUGCGGUGCAAGGAGCUGGAGGAGCAUAUUGCCGGUGACGAGGAGACGGAAGCUGAGUCGAUAGUUUUGCAAGAAAAUCUGAUAAAGUCGCGGGAAAGGUGUGCAGACCUUGAAAGGAUGAAGCAGAUGGAUGAGGAGAAGUUGAAGGAAUUGGAAGCCAAACUGCAAGCGGCGACUGAUUUGAAUGAGACGCUUAAAAACAGCACACCAAGUGUGGAAGAAAUCGUGACAGCAGCAACAGCUCCCAUCAUAGAAGCAGCCAGAGUGAUUCCCCCGCCGAGCAUGACUGAAAUGGCCACCAUGACUGAAGAAGUCGCCGUGUCCGAGAGCUCGUCAAACACGGAUGCCCCUCCAGUUGAGGCGAAAGAGCAACAACAAUCGCCUCCUUUGCCCACUCAAACAACCCCUGCCGAGGUAGAGAAGCUGGCCGAGGCCCUGCGCGCUAAGCAGAAGGAAAGCGAAUCCCUGGCGGCCCUGGUAGCGCAGCUGCGUGGUGCGCUCGAGGUGAAGAUGCAGGAGGUGUUGAGCCUGACGAUGAGAGGCUCGGACACCCUGCAGUCGGAGCUGGACUCGGCACUGUACCAGCUGCACCAACGGGAUGUUCGCUGCGAUGAACUCACCCUCGAGCUGAUGGCCCUGAUGGAAGAGCGGGACACGCUCCAGCUGCGCCUCUCCAGCGCCCUCAGGCUCAACGCCGCGCACGAGGAGCAGCUCAAGGAGACUGAUGGACAGUCGGAAGAUUUGCAGAUGAAGCUUCAUGAAUUACAUUCCGUUGGCCACAAGCGCGAUGUUUCCUUGAGGGGCGAACAGGAGGCGAGAUUCACUGAGCAGCAGGCUGCCUUCUUGCCCCAACGCCACUCGCCUCAGCAGCAGAGAGCUUUACAGAUUGAAGACCAGCAGCAACAGCAGCAAGGCUCGAACGGACUUCUUGGCUGGCUGUGGGGUUACUAGAGUGACUAUCUAUUUGUUACGCAAAUUUCAUGUUUUCCUAAAGAAAUAAUCACGUUGCUAUUGCAAAUUUGAA
This is a messenger RNA of Cloeon dipterum, 4855 nucleotides long. Its product is annotated as early endosome antigen 1-like. Bases 64 to 4782 code for a protein of 1572 amino acids. The transcript has 19 exons. The record is from RefSeq and is a predicted model, not a curated record. Lineage: Eukaryota; Metazoa; Arthropoda; Insecta; Ephemeroptera; Baetidae.